AUGACUUCUCGACAAGGCAGUAGAAAGAGGAUUUCCGGGAAUGAUCGGGAGCCUCGAUUGUAUGCACUGGCAGUGGAAAAAUUGUCCCACCAGAUGGGGAGGGCAGUGAGCUAUGAAGUACAAAAUAGGCAUUAUGGGCAAUGUUAUUACCUUGGUGAUGGCAUUUACCUAAAAUGGGCCGCAUUUGUUCAAGCAAUCAAAAACCUGAGGACGUCGCAGACAAAACAUUUCAUAAGGAUGCAAGAAGCAUACAGAAAAGAUAUGGAGAGAGCUUUUGGUAUUCUUCAAGCUCGUUGGGCAAUCAUAAGAGGGCCAGCUCGUGGAUGGAGUAAGGAGAAUCUUCGGUUCAUCAUGAUGACGUGCAUUAUCUUGCACAAUAUGAUUGUUGAAGAUGAGCAUGAUGAAGAUGCAGCUGAGCCAUUUGAUCCGAAAGACAUUCCCACCAUACCAAAAAAAGCACAUAUAUAUGACAGAAUCCCUGAUCAAGACACCUCUGUUUAUCAUAAUCCGAACCGGCUAAAUCAAUUCAUGCGUCGCUAUAGGGAGUAA
Molecule: messenger RNA, 549 nt
Organism: Fragaria vesca subsp. vesca
Lineage: Eukaryota; Viridiplantae; Streptophyta; Magnoliopsida; Rosales; Rosaceae
Exons: 2
Coding region: 1-549 (182 amino acids)
Source: RefSeq, a predicted model, not a curated record